AUGCAGUUAACAAGAUUUGUUAUUGUUUUGAUUGUUUUGGUCGUUGACCUAUGCAUUUUGGUGGAAUGCCAGCAAAAACAGGGCGCUGGAAACAAAAGGACAUUCUCGGAAUUUUAUCCAUCGCAAUACCAAUACAGACCGCAAUAUCACAACAACAAUCCGUAUCAAUGGUCGCAAGGAUGGGGAUCCAAUGGGCCACAAAAUCAAUGGCAAUUCCCGCAAAACCAAUGGAAACCGUGGGGUUCUAACUGGGGAUCGGGAUCAGGAUGGGGAUCGGGAGCAGGAUGGGGAUCGGGAUCAGGAUGGGGACCAAGUCAAAGCUGGGGACCGAGUGCGAGUUGGGGACCUGGCGGUGGUUGGGGAUCAAACCAGCUUCCGCAUAUCCCACAACUUUCACCUCAGUUCGGAAGUUUCCCAAAACCGUCUUUAGGUCACGUUCUAGAUUCUACUUUGGAUAUUAUUAAAAAAACGCAACAAGCGCUACAGUUUAUUCCAAGAAAAGAUCAAUAA
This is a messenger RNA of Diabrotica balteata, 510 nucleotides long. The record is from the annotation of a GenBank genome assembly. NCBI's taxonomy places the organism in Eukaryota, Metazoa, Arthropoda, Insecta, Coleoptera, Chrysomelidae.